This is a messenger RNA of Acanthisitta chloris (rifleman), 1128 nucleotides long. RefSeq names its product adenylate kinase 7 (gene AK7). The record is from RefSeq and is a predicted model, not a curated record. Gene Ontology annotation, cellular component: cytoplasm. The transcript is spliced from 8 exons. Gene Ontology annotation, molecular function: ATP binding; AMP kinase activity. Gene Ontology annotation, biological process: nucleobase-containing compound metabolic process. NCBI's taxonomy places the organism in Eukaryota, Metazoa, Chordata, Aves, Passeriformes, Acanthisittidae. The coding region runs from base 1 to 1128 and encodes 375 amino acids.
AUGAUCUUAUUCUUUUUUUUUCAGUCUCUCAAAGUUUACAUUCAUGGUCCUCCUGGGGCUGGCAAAUCUACCAUUGCUGAGGAGCUCUGCAGACACUACAGGCUACAUCACAUUAAGAUAAAUGAUGUGAUUUCUGAAAGAAUUGCAAAUCUGGAGAAAAUUGUGGCUAAAGAACUGGACUUUGACAAUGUGGGAGAGCAGGAAGAAGAUAAUGUAGAGGAGGAAGAAGGUGAUGUAGAGGAGCAGGGUGAAAAUAAAGAAGAAGCACAGGAAUUAUUAAAUAAACUUAAAAAAAACAUGAAGAAGAAUGAAGGUCGUCUAAGUGAUCGGUAUGUUCUUCCACUGGUGAAGGAUAAGCUCAAAUCUAUGCCUUGUAGGAAUCAGGGAUAUGUUCUAGAUGGGUUCCCAGAGACCUAUGACCAGGCAAGAGAACUUUUCAGUGAAAGUGAUGAUGAAGAAGAAACAGAAAGCAAAAUGCCUAAAUAUCAUAAAAUAAUCACACCUGAAUUCGUUUUUUCUUUGACUGCAUCUGAUGAAUUCCUUACAAACAGAAUAAUAAAUCUGCCAGAGGGUGAUGUUGCUGGAACUCAGUAUACCCAGGACCAGUUCUUGCAAGCUCUGAAACUCUUCCGAGAGUUAAACACAGAGGAUACAACGGUUGUCAACUAUUUUGAUGAACUUGAGAUACAUCCUCAGUUUAUUGACGUAGGUGUAUAUGAAGAUCCUGAGAACAGAUUUAUUGUACAAAAGAUCGUCAAAGAAAUUGGAGAACCUCGGAAUUAUGGUUUGACAGAUGAAGAAAAGGAGAUUUUGGAACGCCAAGCAGCUGAGGAACGCCUUGUCAAAGAAGCUCAAGAAAAAGCUGAACAAGAGCAAAAAGAAGCUGAGGAAAGAGCUGAAAGGAUGGCAAACUGGGAAGAGUGGAAUAAACACAUGGAGGAAGUAAAAAGACAAGAACGAGAGCUAUUGGAGGCCCAGUCACUUCCACUACGAAACUAUUUGAUGAAGAAUGUCAUGCCAACCCUUAUGCAAGGCAUAAAUGAAUGCUGUAGGAUCAGACCAGAUGAUCCAGUUGAUUUUCUGGCAGAAUAUCUCUUCAAGAACAGUCCUGAAAUUGAAUGGAAUUAA